Molecule: messenger RNA, 562 nt
Organism: Gasterosteus aculeatus aculeatus (three-spined stickleback)
Lineage: Eukaryota; Metazoa; Chordata; Actinopteri; Perciformes; Gasterosteidae
Source: RefSeq, a predicted model, not a curated record
AAGUUACCAGGGCCUGCCUUCGCCGGAUGGAGGAUUUGACUCCAUUAACAGAAUACGAAACCGCUCUCCAAAGAGAGAGGGCGAACUGGGAGGAACUACAUGAACAAAAUACUGAGCAGCGGGUGUCCCAGGCCCUGAAGGAGGCAGAGGAGCAGUGGUAUAAUAAGCACCAGAACCAGCCGGAGGGGGAAAGCUCUGGAACGCAGAGGGUGGAGGAUCGCCAAGAGGAGGUGGCCUCUCUCCAGAGUCAGCUGGAGCUGGAGAGGAGAGAGCAUGCCACCCUGCUGAAGGCCGAGCUGGCCGGAGCUAGAGCAGCCUGGAACUGAGAAAAAGAGGAGUUCUAUGCCGUACAGGGCCGCAGCGAGCAGGUUUACCAAAGCAAGUUGCAAGCGCACCGGCGCAGCUCCAGCGGAUGGAAGCCAAGCUGCAACAGACGCUGGGGGCCCGAGAGGAGGAGUUGAGAUGUCAGCAUGCGGAGAACGGAGCAGGCUCAGAGAAAGCAGUUAACAGUCCUUUGAAUCUGCCGCUAAUGGAAUGAAUAAAGUUUGAUGUAGAACCUUUA